Molecule: messenger RNA, 873 nt
Organism: Ilyonectria robusta
Lineage: Eukaryota; Fungi; Ascomycota; Sordariomycetes; Hypocreales; Nectriaceae
Exons: 2
Coding region: 1-873 (290 amino acids)
Biological process (GO): regulation of transcription by RNA polymerase II
Cellular component (GO): nucleus
Molecular function (GO): DNA-binding transcription factor activity, RNA polymerase II-specific; RNA polymerase II cis-regulatory region sequence-specific DNA binding
Source: RefSeq, a predicted model, not a curated record
AUGGACGACUACAAGUGCUCCCUGCCUUCCAUCUCGAACCUCCUGGGUCUCGCCGAUGCCGGCUCCCCAGUAAGCGAGGCCUCGCCAGUGUCAAGACAACACUCGCCCCAGCUCGAAGCUGGCCAACAACAACGGCCCGAGACGACAACUGGAAGCAAGGCAGAAAGCCGGCCUGGAUCUGGCUAUGCCAAGUCCUCCCAUCAACGUGGACUGCCACCAACGCCACCAAUGAGCACUGAUGCGUCUUUCGAGGGCUACAGCUCGCCUUCAAACAAGCCCGUCACCCAAGUGUACCCCAACUCAGCACCCAGAGGAUACUACUACGAGACGACACCCCCUCUGGAAGCCGAUAUCCAGCGCCAGGUGAUGGCAUCCAACGCCGUCCCUCGCUCAACACUGGCUCCGGUUCAAGCAGCAUACCCCCAGCAGCAGCAAUACGCAGCCUCCUACGUCCACCAACCGCCCAUGGGCAGCUACUAUCCCCCCAUGCAGCCCACGCCACCUCCCCAACACCAAGUCAUGAACUCCUACUACCAGCGUUCGCUCCCUCAGACGUUCCCGCCUCCGAUGACCAUGGCGGCACCAAGUGCGACUGGGGCGAACCCAUGGCAACAUCACCACUACCUGAACCCCACCGGCGGUGCGGCGUUCCCGCAAAGCCAGGACCGCUACAUUUGCCAAACAUGCAGCAAAGCAUUCAGCCGUCCGAGCAGUCUGCGAAUCCACAGCCACUCACACACCGGAGAGAAGCCGUUCAAGUGCCCCCAUUCCGGUUGCGGCAAGGCCUUUAGCGUGCGGAGCAACAUGAAGAGGCAUGAGCGAGGCUGCCACAGCUUCGAGUUCAAUGCUUCGGGGUCUGUUCUCCGAUCCUAA